AUGGCAGCCCCUCCUCGACGUAGAAAGAUUGGUCAUAGAAGACGCAUCGAGGACGAGGAAGAUGGAGAAGGUGGUCCCGACCAGCUCGAGCUCGAUGACGACUCUCUGACCGAGGGUUCCGUCAUCAGCGAUGACCACGAUCACGGUAACGACAGCGAUACCAGCAACAUCGAUGAGGCUUCUCCUGUCACCCCCAACCCUAGGAAGUCGGCUGGGAAUGGAAGUGCGAAACCUGCUGCCCGGAAUGCCUCGACCUUGGGUCCCCAGAGGGCCGACAAGGCUGUGGCUGAUGCCGACGAGAUGCUCCAAGGUCUAUCUGUCAACGACCAUCCCGAGCCCGCCCAGCAGGGGCAGCUCGACGCCGCUACAUCCCCGCCCAAGUCGUCUGCCCCUCUCGUCGUGAGCUCACACUCGUCACGCCCAACUGAGCCCGUCAAUGAACGUCGUCGUCGGGAGCACGAGGAAUACAAACGGAGAAGGGAUGAGGACCCCGCCUUCGUUCCCAACAGAGGGGCCUUCUUCAUGCACGACCAUCGCCAUGCCGGUCCUGCUGCCAAUGGCUUCCGACCGUUCGGGAGAGGACGAGGCCGUGGCCGCGGUGGAGGCAUCGGCGGCCCUUACGCACCGAUGAAGUACGCCCAACAAGAGCUUUCUCGUCGUCACCCGGCUAACCCGAGCAGCCAACUGCACAGCCCGACCGACCCCAUAACGAGUGGCCAGUGGGCACAUGAUAUGCACGAGGCCGUCACCGAACCCCCGCCCUCGAGGCAACCCAGGCACUUGCCCGUUGAUACUGAAGGUCCUGCCAACGGUAAUGGCUUUAUCCCAACCUGCCCGUCCAAUCCCACCCCUAUCAACAGGACACUGUCAACCGAACGACACAUCGGCAAUGUACAGGUCAGAGUGUCCCUCCCCGCCGUAGGCAGAGCUCCGUCCGCCUAUGGAAUGCCCGUCAAACAGUACACCAAGCUUCCGGAUCACCGACCGCCCCUUCGUCGUGACAAGCCUGUUCGCAUCUCCUUGCCCGACAACCCGCCCAAGUACAUCUUCCCUGCCGUCGACCGCUCCUUCAUAUUCAUCCCCCGUGCGAUGCGACCCAAUCAGCAGCGGACGCGAGGCAAACCUCGUUCCGGUGGUCUCGGCUCCAUCGGUGGGUUCUCUAGACGGACCAGCGUCUUCGGCGGAAGCUUCUACGGCAGUGCCUAUUCUCCCAGCGUUGCCCUUAGUCGGCGCUCCUCACUAGCACCGGACGGACGGGAUUAUAUGUUCUCGCCCACGGGCUCCGUCAUGUCGCGAGCUCCGAUUCCUGUCGAGAACCCCCGGCCGGUCGUCCGCCUGCCGCCUGCGAACUACCCUAACCAGCCAUUCGUCGGGCAGGACGGCUACCCCAUGCACAUGCCGAUGCAGCCGAAUGAGCCGUCCAUCAACGAUUUGCCGCAGCCGCAGACGCACCCGUUGCCCCAAAAGCCUGCCUUCCAGGAGAACCGCUCGAACCAGAUACCCAUGCACCAGCCUCGUCCUCAAAAGGCCGUCUCGGUCACCAAUAUCGAAUCGCCGACCCUCAAUCAAGGUCCGCAAGCCUUCCAGCAAGCAUUCCACCAGCAGGUCCCCGUGCAGGUCUCCAAUGGCCAUCCUCAGGACGGCCACUCACGGCAGCCGUCAUACCCUACGCAGCAUUCUACUGGCACACCUUUAUCCCAAAUCCCGGAGAGAGCCAUUCAUGCUGCCCCUUUCCAGCCGAACAGCUUCCAGCAGCAGAGCUUCUACAACCAGCCCUACCCCAUGAUGCAGCAGCAGCAACAGCCGUACUAUUAUCCCGGACAGUACAGCGGCAACAACAUGCCUCCGUCAGCCACGGCUCCGUCGUUCGUUCCUUCAGGACAGCCGGGCCAGGGCCAGGGUUUCCCUCAACAAGCCCAGCCGGACCCUGCGGCUGCGCAAGCAAACGGACAGCCACCUAACGGACCCAACUUGGUAGCCCAAGAGGUCAACGGCAUGGUAUACUACUACGAUGCCAUUCAGAUGCCGCCCAUGAACGCCUACCAGGGUUACCAGGCCCCGCCUCCACAGUUUGGCUCUGGUGUCGGCAACAUGGGCGGCAUGGUGACGCCGAGCCCCGACGGGUUCUACUACCAACAACCAACCCCUGGCAUGGUGUACUACUCGCAAUAG
This is a messenger RNA of Colletotrichum destructivum, 2172 nucleotides long. Its product is annotated as Putative Btz domain, protein MLN51 plant. The transcript has a single exon. The record is from RefSeq and is a predicted model, not a curated record. Gene Ontology annotation, molecular function: mRNA binding. The coding region runs from base 1 to 2172 and encodes 723 amino acids. Gene Ontology annotation, cellular component: exon-exon junction complex. NCBI's taxonomy places the organism in Eukaryota, Fungi, Ascomycota, Sordariomycetes, Glomerellales, Glomerellaceae. Gene Ontology annotation, biological process: mRNA processing.